AUGGCGCAUAUACGAUUGUUUGCGUUUGUUGUCAUAGUGACGUGUUCAAGUUUACCAGGCAUUCUUGGCAAUGCUACAUUUUCUGAACAUUCUGAACAUCCAGACUCAGUUCCAGUUGAGUUCACGUUUCCACUCCAAGAGACAAUUAACCAGAAUAAUGAACUGGUAACCAUAGUUACAGAACUUGUGGAAAUAAGCAAAAGCCUUAAAGAGAGAGUAUUGAAAUUAGAACAAGAUAGACAUACCCUGGACUCGCGCAUUGCGGAUCAGGAUAUAAAGAUGAAAGUGCUGAGGAGGUCUUCGCACAGAGGAGAAAAACAAUUGCGAAAAGAAGUGUCCUCCAUGAAAGCGAAAAAUAGACUAUGGCGAAAAGCUUUGAAAAAAGAAAAAAGAGAUAAUGAACUACUUAGUCAAGCAAAUCGGCAACUUAUGGAAGAAUUAGAUGUAACUCGACGCACUUUCAACAUAUCGCAAGCUGAAAACAAGUAUGGAAACAUUGAUCGUUUGUCUCCAGGCUUGGGUUUUUCUGCUUUCUCGGUAUCCAGUGAACACAGUCAACAAGCCAACUCGUCCAGUUUUGUCGUAGUCACCUAUGAUCACACAUAUCUUAAUACAGGCGAAAUGAACAUCACCACGGGGGUGUUCACGUGUCGCGUUAGCGGUGUGUACCAGUUCGGUUUUUCGGUAUAUGUUGCACCAGAACAACGUGCAUUUGUGCGGAUGCUAAGAAACCAGAAUAUGGAAACUGGUAUAUACUCCACAUAUGGCGAUCUGGUCCAGAGCCAGAGUCUUCUGUUACUACUGAAUAUCGACGACACAGUAUAUCUUGAUAUUGGAAUGAAUGACGGCUUUGCUAUAGGCGGCAAUAGAUUUACCACAUUCCACGGUCACUUAGUUGCACAAAACAUAACAAUAUCACAGAAUGAACCUUGA
Molecule: messenger RNA, 933 nt
Organism: Saccoglossus kowalevskii
Lineage: Eukaryota; Metazoa; Hemichordata; Enteropneusta; Harrimaniidae
Source: RefSeq, a predicted model, not a curated record